CACAGCGUGCCGGGCCGGGGGAGCGGCCGGGCCGGACCGGGCGGGCGGGCGGCGGGGGCGCGCUCGGGGGCCCGGGCCGCGUGGGCGCCGGGAUGGAGGGCGCCGAGGGGCGGGGAGCGGGCGUGCGUGUGUGUGCGAGCGCGAGGGAGGCCGGCCUUUAGUGUAACCGGAGCUACAAAGAAGGGGAGAGUCCGGGAGAGGGAGGGAGGAGCGGCGGCGGCGCCGGGGGCCUCUCCGCACCCUCCCCCUGGGCAGGAGCCCCCUCGAAGCGGCCUCGGCCCCCGACGCGGGGCCGCCCCUCGGCGCCCGCGCCCGCCCGACCGCCCGGAAUGAUGAAGAAGAACAAUUCCACCAAGAGGGGGCCUCAGGAUGGAAACCAUCAGUCUGCACCGCCUGAGAAGGUCGGCUGGGUCCGGAAAUUCUGCGGGAAAGGGAUUUUCAGGGAGAUUUGGAAAAACCGCUAUGUGGUGCUGAAAGGGGACCAGCUCUACAUCUCUGAAAAGGAGGUAAAAGAUGAGAAAAAUAUUCAAGAAGUGUUUGACCUGAGUGACUAUGAGAAGUGUGAAGAGCUCCGGAAAUCCAAGAGCAGGAGCAAGAAGAACCAUAGCAAGUUCACUCUUGCCCACUCCAAACAGCCCGGGAACACGGCACCCAACCUGAUAUUCCUGGCAGUCAGUCCAGAAGAGAAGGAAUCAUGGAUCAAUGCCCUCAACUCUGCCAUCACCCGAGCCAAGAACCGCAUCCUGGAUGAGGUCACCGUUGAAGAGGACAGCUAUCUCGCCCACCCCACUCGAGACAGGGCAAAAAUCCAGCACUCCCGCCGCCCCCCAACCCGGGGACACCUGAUGGCCGUGGCUUCGACGUCUACCUCGGAUGGAAUGCUGACCUUGGACCUGAUCCAGGAGGAGGACCCUUCCCCUGAGGAAUCAACCUCCUGUGCUGAGAGCUUUCGAGUCGACCUGGACAAGUCUGUGGCCCAGCUGGCAGGCAGCCGGCGGAGAGCAGACUCGGACCGCAUCCAGCCCUCCGCGGACCGGGCAGGUGGCCUUCCCCGACGUUGGGAAAAGCCAGACAAAGGGGCCACCUAUACCCCCCAGGCACCCAAGAAGUUGACUCCCACAGAAAAAGGCCGCUGUGCCUCCCUGGAGGAGAUCCUGUCUCAGCGGGACGCUGCCCCGGCCCGUGCCCUCCAACUGCGGGCCGAGGACCCCCCAACCCCCAUCCCACCCCACCCGGGGCAGCUGUCCCGGAUCCAGGACCUGGUAGCAAGGAAACUGGAGAAGACUCAGGAGCUGCUGGCAGAGGUUCAGGGACUGGGAGAUGGGAAGCGAAAAGCCAAGGACCCCCCUCGGUCUCCUCCCGAUUCGGAAUCAGAGCAGCUGCUGCUGGAGACGGAGCGGCUGCUGGGAGAGGCGUCAUCAAAUUGGAGCCAGGCGAAGAGGGUGCUGCAGGAAGUCAGGGAGCUGAGGGACCUGUACAGACAGAUGGACCUGCAGACCCCAGACUCCCACCUCAGACAGACUACCCAGCACAGUCAGUACCGGAAGAGCCUGAUGUGAAGAAAGGUGACAAGAGUCUGGAACUUGUGGGGCGGACAGAUUUUUAUCUCCAAGGGUUGCAGGAUAAAGUUUUUUUAUUUACCUCAGUCAAAAAAAACAUAAACACAA
Molecule: messenger RNA, 1667 nt
Organism: Phacochoerus africanus (Common warthog)
Lineage: Eukaryota; Metazoa; Chordata; Mammalia; Artiodactyla; Suidae
Gene: PLEKHO1
Product: pleckstrin homology domain containing O1
Exons: 6
Coding region: 330-1559 (409 amino acids)
Biological process (GO): regulation of myoblast fusion
Cellular component (GO): muscle cell projection membrane; ruffle membrane
Source: RefSeq, a predicted model, not a curated record